This is a messenger RNA of Pollicipes pollicipes, 1810 nucleotides long. RefSeq names its product interferon-inducible double-stranded RNA-dependent protein kinase activator A homolog. Gene Ontology annotation, molecular function: double-stranded RNA binding; siRNA binding. Bases 136 to 1227 code for a protein of 363 amino acids. Gene Ontology annotation, biological process: regulation of regulatory ncRNA processing; siRNA processing. Gene Ontology annotation, cellular component: nucleus; RISC complex; cytoplasm. The record is from RefSeq and is a predicted model, not a curated record. Lineage: Eukaryota; Metazoa; Arthropoda; Thecostraca; Pollicipedomorpha; Pollicipedidae. The transcript has 7 exons.
GAUACGAAAUUCGUCUGCUGUUGUCCAAUGGGAUGGUGUGUUGACAGCAGGGAUGAGGAUUUGUAUCAUGUGACGAAAUAGGAGGCCUUGGGUAGAAUCAUUGGUUGCACUUGUUGGCUUCAGCCAGCGGUGAAUAUGAUUGGUAAUGGUGUGUCAGAGAAUGAUGAGGCCGGGGCCACACAAUGCGUGACCCUGGACCUGGUGACGCCGGGCGUGGCGCCCAAGACGCCCGUCUCGCUGCUGCAGGAGAUGGCUGCAAAGCAAGGCUCCACGCCCAAAUAUGACCUGCUCCAGGUGGAGGGCGCCGUGCACGAGCCGACCUUCCUGUACCGAGCCACCGUCGGCGAGGUGGUGGCCAGCGGUCUCGGCCAGAGCAAGAAGAAGGCCAAGCACAUGGCGGCGCGCGCCGUGCUGGACCAGCUGCUGGGUCAGCGGGCGUCGGCGCCGGUGGUGCCGCCGUUGGCGCUGCCUGCGCCGGCGCCGGCAACAGCAGCAGCGACAGCUUCGCCGGCGCCACCGGCACUGCCGCCGCCGCCUGCCCCCCAGCUGGUGCUGCCCUAUGACGACGGUAUUCCAGGCAACCCGGUGGGCCAGCUGCAGGAGCUGUGUAUGUCGCGCCGCUGGCCGCCGCCCACCUACGAGCUGGUGCGCGAGGAGGGCCUGCCGCAUGAGCGCACCUUCACCAUCGCCUGCUGCAUCGGCACCAACAACAAGGAGAUCGGUGUGGGCAAGUCCAAGAAGAUCGCCAAGCGGCAGGCCUCCAGCCUCAUGCUGACCAAGCUGCGGGACAACUCGCCGGAGGACGGCGUCAGCAUCAUGGACAACGACGACGACCAGAUCGCGCAGAAGAUGACGGCGCAUUACUCGGGCCUGCGGGACAGCUGGGCACCGAAGGCGGCGUCACAGAGCGGUCUGCGGGUCAGCCAGUUCCACUGCAGCCUCAAGGCCUCCUGCGGCCAGCUCAUCACAGAGCUGCAGAAGCUGGACCUGGACGCCGGGUCGGUAGACUCCGUGAGAUUGCUUCAGGAGAUAGCCCAGGAGCAGAACUUCGACGUGACCUGGGUGGACGUUGAAGAGAAGACGACAACCGAUCAUUACCACUGCCUGGUGCAGCUCUCCACGCUGCCGGUGGCCGUCUGCUACGGCACGGGCCAGCAGCCGACGCAGGCCAAGACCGACGCCGCCCACAACGCGCUCCAGUACCUGCAGAUCGUGGUGGCCAAGUGAUGAUGCUCGGACGGUGCUGCCGUCCGGGCCGUCGGCGUGCUGGCGUGGGCCGUCGCGGCGCUGUUGUGACGCGCUGCGGGCGCCGCCGGCGCCGGGACCCGUCCCAAGCCUCCGGCGGUGCUUCUCGGGAUGGUCCCGUUCCUGUGGCCAGACUCGUGUCAGAUGCGGUCGGCGCGCGUGAGCGUGGAGGGAGCGCGCCGUCCAUACGGGUGGCCGCCGGAUGGCUGGGACCGGGCCGGUAGUGGGCUGCGGAGCUGUGACGUCACGCGUCCGCCCGGCCCGCUGGCCUGGCGGGCGGAGGGGUACAGCUGGGUCGCACCACUGGCCGCGGGUUCGAGCCGGGCCUGAUGGUAUGAAGUACGUGGGUUUGGACCCUACCAGCUGGGGUCUCGGCUCGUGAUAUAAGUGGUUAUGCGCUUGUUGUGAUGGCUGCUGUUCCACGGAGAACGACCAGAUGAUUAUAUGCAGAUGUAGAUUUUGACAUUUAACUGCCGUCAGGGCUUUAUCCGCCACGUGUUGAAAGGGACUCGUUAUGUUCGUAUUUUGUGCUGUACUUUUGCUGGAAAUGUACGCGACUACCUGU